Molecule: messenger RNA, 2264 nt
Organism: Setaria italica (foxtail millet)
Lineage: Eukaryota; Viridiplantae; Streptophyta; Magnoliopsida; Poales; Poaceae
Product: peroxidase 52
Exons: 5
Coding region: 171-2075 (634 amino acids)
Biological process (GO): response to oxidative stress; hydrogen peroxide catabolic process
Molecular function (GO): heme binding; peroxidase activity
Source: RefSeq, a predicted model, not a curated record
GGCUUGGCUUGCUUUGCUCCUUCUGCCACUGCCAGCCAGUAGGCAGUAGUGGCCAGUGGCAGUACCCCCACUCGGCCACUGAUCAGCCUGACAGAUAACACUGUUCCUCCUGCCGCCCGAUAGCUAGCUGCACAUCAUCAUCUUCUGUGCCAGGAGGUGGUGGGAUAGGCAUGGCGGCGACGCGGCUGCUCCUCCUGAUGGCGGCGGCGCUCGUCCUCCUGGUGGCGCGCGGCUCCGACGCGCAGCUCUCGGCGGGGUUCUACUCGGCGAGCUGCCCCAGCGUGCACGGCGUCGUGCGCCAGGUCAUGUCGCAGGCCGUCAUGAACAACUCGCGCAGCGGCGCCGCCAUCCUCCGCCUCUUCUUCCACGACUGCUUCGUCAACGGCUGCGACGCCUCGCUGCUGCUGGAUGACACCCCCACGACACCCGGCGAGAAGGGCGCCGGCGCCAACGCCGGCGGCUCCACCUUCGGCUUCGACCUCAUCGACGACAUCAAGACGCAGGUCGAGGCCGCGUGCCCGGCCACCGUCUCCUGCGCCGACAUCCUCGCCCUCGCCGCGCGCGACAGCGUCAACCUGCUCGGCGGCCCGAGCUGGGCGGUGCCGCUCGGCCGCCGCGACGCGACGUCCCCGAACGCCACGGGCGCCGCGACGGACCUCCCGGGCCCGGACUCCUCCCUCGACCGCCUCGUCGCCGCCUUCGCCGCCAAGGGCCUCACCUCCCGCGACCUCGCCGCGCUCUCGGGCGCGCACACGGUGGGCAUGGCGCGGUGCCUCAGCUUCCGCACCCGCGUCUACUGCGACGACAACGUCAGCCCCGCCUUCGCCUCGCAGGGGCGGCAGCUCUGCCCGGCAUCCGGCGGGGAUGCCACCGCCGCGCCGCUCGACGCGUCCACCCCAGCCGAGUUCGACAACGGCUACUACCGGAACCUUGUCGCCGGCGCCGGGCUGCUGCACUCCGACCAGGAGCUCUUCAACAACGGGCCGCUCGACUCGCUCGUGCGGCUCUACAGCGCCAACGGCGCCGCAUUCUCGUCGGACUUCGCCGCGUCCAUGGUCAGGCUCGGGAACGUCAGCCCGCUCACGGGCUCCGCGGGGGAGCAAAAAGCUUUGGGAUUUGGCAUUGCUUCAGAGAGCCAACUCGCCCUCCUGGCCGCCGUCUCGUGCCUCGCCGGCACGGCCGCGGCGCUGUCGACCGAGUACUACAACAAGCGCUGUCCGUCCCUGCAGCCGACGGUGCGGUCCGCGGUGGCGCGCGCCGUGGCGGCAGACCCGAACGCGGGCGCCGCCGUGCUCCGCCUCUUCUUCCAUGACUGCUUCGUCAACGGCUGCGACGCCUCCGUGCUCCUCGACGACGGCACCGCACCCGGCGAGAAGGGCGCGGGACCCAACGCCAACUCCCUCCGCGGCUACGAGGUCAUCGACGCCGCCAAGUCCGCCGUCGAGGCCGCCUGCCCUGGCGCCGUCUCCUGCGCGGACGUCCUCGCGAUAGCCGCCCGCGACGCCGUGUCGCUCCUGGGCGGCCCCUCGUGGAACGUGCGGAUGGGCCGCCGGGACGCGCGAUCCGCCAGCCGCGACGCCGCCAACGCGAACCUCCCCGGUCCGGGGUCCGGCCUGCCCGCCCUCGUCGCCGCGUUCAAGGCCAAGGGCCUCUCGGCGCGCGACAUGACGGCGCUGUCGGGCGCGCACACCGUCGGCCGGGCGCGCUGCGCCGAGUUCCGCGGCCGCGUCAACGCGAACGCCGGCGAGGCGAUCAACGCCACGUUCGCCGCGGGGCUGCGCGGGGCGUGCCCGGCGGCCGGCGGCGCGGACGGCGCGCUCGCGCCGCUGGACCCGGUGACUCCCGACGCGUUCGACAACGGCUACUUCCGGGCCCUGGUGGAGCGCCGCGGCCUGCUGCACUCGGACCAGGAGCUCUUCAACGGCGGGUCGCAGGACGCGCUGGUGAGGAAGUACGCCAGCAACGGCGCCGCGUUCUUCAGCGACUUCGCCAAGGCGAUGGUGAGGAUGGGCAACCUCGCGCCGGCGCCCGGGACGCCGCUCGAGGUCAGGAUCAACUGCCGGAGGCCCAACUAGGCUUUGUUGCUUUUGGGAGGAAGCGAGUCGGCGAGCAAGUCGACAAUGCAGGAUUUGCUCGAGGAUAAAUAGUGAUGAUUAUGCAUUGUACAAGAUGAUUGUGCAGAAACAUAUGAUAGGAUUUGUAGCUCGAUUCAUUCGUUCAUGUGUUCAUACCCCAACAGAAAGAGAAGGUGCUUUAGUCUGUGA